CCCUUGUCUUACGCACAUCCCUUUACUGGACGCGUAACAAGGGAAUCUGAUGCUGCCGCCUGGCUCGGUUCUCCCUUGGGGUCACCGUGUCCCUUGUCCACGUGGGUGCUGCUGCUUGCAGCUUAGAUGUGCAUGUGGUACUUGGAUGGUGCAUGUCCCCAAGAAGAGAUGGGGAUGGGGCAAUGAGACCUCCACCUGGGAAGGAGAUGAGUGGGAGAUGGCAAGGAGCUCCUGCUAAGGAAGACUGGACCCAGAGCACAGAGGCAGUGCCAACCAGCUCUGCUGCUGAGAUGAGUACCUUUUGGGCAGGUUACUCAUUUCUGCAUCUCCGUUUUCCCAUCUGCAAAGCAGAGACACUGAGACGGGCAAAGUGGGUCAAAACCCACAGAUGGAGAAACGCCAGCCCAUCCUCAGUCGCCUCAGGACUUGGGACUGCAUCUAAUGCCACGCGCCUACUUGAUAGUCCAGUGCCUUUUGGGGGAAUCCCUGUGUUGGAUGAUGGGGUCAGCUGGAGUCAGACCCUCCGGAUGCAAAGUGCCAGCGAUGGGAAAUGCAGAGCUGCCCCUGUUCUCCAAAUCCAGCCCUGCCGACCUGGUAGAGCAAGACUGGCACGCGUGUUCAGGGAGGCGCAGAAACACUGCAUCGGACAUGUCCACAAGCGGCAGAGGUGUAACCUUGGCCCCGUUGCAUUGAAGAGCAAAGCUGAUGCUGAUUUCAAGCAGGGCAGGCUGUCCCUCAAGCAAUUCAGAACAGAAGUCACCUCUCCUCUGGCUCUGAAACUCUCCAAGUCUUGAGAUUUUGCUUUCUCCAUCCCUGAUGCCCUUUCCAUCACUCCUCUGGAUCUCUUUUUCGUUUCAACUCUUUUCAUUUAUUUUGGGAGCUGGACUCAGCCAGUUUUUCUGUGGAUUUGGAAGGUGCCAGCUCUCUGGGGUCUGCGUUGGAUGUUUCUAGGAGUGAUGAGGACUUCUGAUCCCUUUCCCUCCCGAUCUGAGAAUGCGACUUGCCAGUUUGAACGUCUGCAACGGUGCACCAAGAAACACGCCUUAUGGCCUGCUUUAGCCACGUGCCUGCAACUUAGCGCAAGUCCCUUGGAAGUCAAGGCUGACAUCAGGUGCAUUGCCCCUGAUGCCAGCGCCCGGACGGGGGUUCACCUUCAGGAAGAGGAUGUGGGUAUCAGGCACGUGGCAGCUCUGAUGUCAACCCGUGGAUGGCGGCUGCAUGCCAUCAUCAGAAGGUGCCACAGGCCAGCGUUCCCUUUGCCAGCUCUGACCUGCACGGUGCAGGUGGGAGGGGAGCGAGGAGGCCUCCCGUUGCAGGGGAUGAUUCCUCAUGUGCACCCGUGCACUCCCGGGCCCGUAUCCUAUCUCGGCUCUAAGGCACCAGUGUGCACCCCUGCGAAGCUGCUCGUGCAUGGGGCAGGAACCGGAGGGACCUGCAAGUGCUUUGCAGCAUGGAGCAACUGCUGUGGGAGCCCCUGGAUGAAAAUCAUUGUGCAUAAAUCAAUGAGCCAGUCCUUGCCGCUUCUGACCAGAGCCCGCCUGCCUUAUCAUCGCAGCCAGUAUAGAGCAGAGAGCUGGCAGGAGCCCCGGGAGGUCUCCAGGCUGCCCCCUGCCCCCCUGCACCAGGGCAGAGUCAAAGCUAUCUACUGCAUCCCUGGCAGGGCUUUGAUGAUGGUUCCUCAUUCUCAGUUGUGUUCGGACACCUCUCCAUGAGUCCGUGGGUCAACUGGUUUAAUUCAUCUAACAUUGCAAUCGACUUGCCCUCCACUCUCUCUACUUCAUCCCUGCAUGGUUCACAGCCCUUUGCCAGCCCAGGUGUGACUCUCGGUCGCUGUCUCUUUGCAUGGUGCAGAAGCCAAGGGAGGACAGUGCUUUCUGGUACCUAAGGGAUUUCCCUUCGGCAGGAGAUCCGGGUCAGAGCACCCCACAUCAGCUGUGGCGAGGUGGAAGCCGCUGAGAGCAGGUCUCUGCUCAGUGCCAGUGCAUGUGCAUGUGGAGAGGUUUCGCUCCCCUGAGACCAGGGUGCAAGUGGCAUGACGGUACAAACAGACUCGGGCAGCACUGUCAGUGCCACCUCUGGGGGAGCCUUGUGCUACCAUCUGGAGAGCCACUCUGACUUUCAAGCCCUCGUGCAUGGGGCAGCAGAGAAGCAGGGAAGCUCUUAACUGAAUUACAGGCUCCUGGUUCUGGUCUUUGAUCCAGCAGGAAGCACUCGACUUGGGCCCAGUUCUGGUCCAUCCCUCUGUCUGCAGGUGCCAGUAAGAGCAGCUCUUUCUCUGCUCCAUCACAGGCCAUCGCAGGCCACUGCCAGCGCUAACCCUGGUCGCUGCUUCUCCGUAGGCUGCUCCUCCUCCAAAGUUGCCUGGUCUAGUGCAAAGCCACUUGUCCACUCCCUCUCUGCCCUCAUGGAGAUCCCUGCGGCCAACUUUUUCCUGGCUUCCAGCAUGGACUCGUGCCUGCAGCUGGUCGCCCAGAAGAACAUCAACAUCAUCCUGCAGCAUUACAACUACACUGGGAGGCUGAGCCACCGGCGGUCCCAGGGGGACGGGAUGAGCCUUGUCAGCAUCCUCGUCAUCGUCGUCAGCUGCCUCAUCGUGAUGGAGAACCUGCUGGUGCUGCUGGCCAUGUGGAGCAUGCGCACCCGCCGCUGGGUCUACUCCUGCAUCGCCAGCAUCACGGUGAGCGACCUGCUGGCAGGAGUGGCCUACGUCUUCAACCUCUGCCUGUCGGGCAGGAAGACCUUCCAGCUCUCACCCCAGCUGUGGUUCCUUCGGGAGGGCAUCCUCUUCAUCGCCCUGGCUGCCUCCAUCUUCAGCCUGUUGGUGACGGCCAUCGAGCGGUACAGCACCAUGGUGCGGCCCAUCGCCGAGAGCGAGAGCACCAAGGCCAUGCGCUUGCGAGGCUUCAUCGUCUCCUUCUGGCUCCUGGCCAUCCUCAUCGGGCUCUUGCCUCUGUUGGGCUGGAACUGCCUGUGCGACUUCGACAGCUGCUCCACCCUGCUGCCCCUCUACUCCAAGAAAUACGUCAUCAUCUGCGUCUUCGUGUUCAGCAUCAUCCUGAUAGGCAUCGUGGGCCUCUACGUUGCCAUCUACCGCCUGGUGCGGGCGGCCUCCAUCACCCGCCACAGCAACGUGCGCUCCCUGCGGCUCCUCAAGACCGUCUUGAUCAUCCUGGGUGCCUUCAUCUUCUGCUGGAGCCCGCUCUUUGCCUUGCUGCUCAUUGACGCCUUCUGCAAGCCCCAGGCGUGCAAGCAUCCCUACCCGCUGGACUUCGCCUUGGCCAUGGCUGUGCUCAACUCAGCCAUCAACCCCAUCAUCUACUCCUUUCGCAGCGCGGACGUGCGCCAGGCCAUCGUGGGCCUGCUGUGCUGCUGCUGCAUCCGCCUGGGGCUCCGCGGGCCCGGAGACUGCUUGGUCGUCCCCAACAUCCACUCGGGCUCCUCCACCGAGAGCUCCCUGCGCUGUCGCGACAGCUUCCGCAGCCCCGUCAUAUCGAGCCCUCGCCCGCGGGCGCCUCUCUCCAGCAACUCCAGCAUGCUGAGCAACCCCUCCAGCAUCUGAGGGGGCUUCACCGAAGGGACGUGACUCGCUCCCGGCUCUGGACUUGCCAUGCUUGACCCGGGGGUGGAAAAGAGACAGGCGGGGACUGAGGCAGUGGGAUUGAGUCUGUAGGAAUGACAUCCCACGGCUCAGGCUGGGCUCUGCCCCAGGAGGACAUGGGAAGCGAACACGUGAUUGACCCAGCUGACAUGCUUGAGACCACCUUGUACUGGCAAAGGCAGGGCCUGCCCACAAUUGGGGGGCGGGCAUUGCCCCGGGGUGUGUGACGUGCCUGCAUUUAUGGAGCUGGCAGGGCUCCAGGGUGAUUGCUGUGCUUGGGGUUGGGGGCGAGCUGUUAUGCGGUUGGAUAUAUGCAGUGCCCCUGGCUAUGAGGUUUCAUAACAGGCUGGCCUGUCCCUUUAAGAGGGGGCAGCCAGCCCUGUUGAGCAAAAUGCCCUCUGUAGGGGCUGUGCAAAGGCCAGAGGCACACAAGGGACGCCUGCCAGUGUCCGAAACAACACAACCAGGUUGCGUGUGUGUGCUUGCUUUAUUUCAGGACUCUUGUUUUCUAGAUGAGGACUGGCUGAGGAGCUCGGGGAGCUAGGACCUGCCUGGAAAAGCCCACGUGCAAGGCAACCCGCUUACACACACACGGGCAUUGCACCACGGUGCAUCCUGUGUCCAUGGUUGGAGAGGUGCCUGGGGUGGGGGGUGGGGAAUAGCACGUUUUCUCCCUUGAAACAUCUGCUUUUUUAUUUCCCCCCAAAACCAGCUGCUGGAAAUUGUGGUGCGCCUCAUAAGUGAGGAAAUAUGGUAACAGCGGUUUGGGCUGCCUGAGCUUCUGCAGGGUGAAAGCAAAAAUCACUCGACACCUGAUCCGCAGAACAAGGGGCAGGCUCUGCUCCCCGCCUCUUGUAAGGAAAGAUCUUUUUUUAAAUUCCUUCUGCCUCUCAGAAACAAGGUGCGUGUCUUAUUCUGGGGCGUGUUGCAUGCAAGGAAAUACGGUAGAUGCUCUGCCUGCCGCCCCGGGGUGGGCACA
Molecule: messenger RNA, 4577 nt
Organism: Alligator sinensis (Chinese alligator)
Lineage: Eukaryota; Metazoa; Chordata; Crocodylia; Alligatoridae
Gene: S1PR4
Product: sphingosine-1-phosphate receptor 4
Exons: 12
Coding region: 2405-3559 (384 amino acids)
Biological process (GO): G protein-coupled receptor signaling pathway
Cellular component (GO): membrane
Molecular function (GO): sphingosine-1-phosphate receptor activity
Source: RefSeq, a predicted model, not a curated record